AGGGAGAGAGCAAGGGAGGGAGGGAGAGGGAGAGAGAGUAUAGAUUGUGUAUUAAUGUUCAGUGCAGCGUUGGACUGAGGUUCUGCUGUUCAGAGCAGGUCUCUGUGCACCCAAACCCGUGUACCUUGAGAAAGAGCAGCCAGGAACUACUCUAAAGAUUUUUAUUUUUCACUUUACAUUCCUGUUGUCAAUGGUCUUAAUGUAUUUGUGGACUGCACAUGGUGUUUCACCAAGAUCCCCCCUUCUUGUGUAGCGGACUCGGAUCGGAAGUAGGUUUGUUCCAGCCACCCCCUUGUUCUGGGAGGGGAGGGGUUAACGGGCUCCAAUGAGGGUGGGCUGUCUCUCCUUCCGCCAGCCCUACGCUGGUCUCAUCCUCAACAGCGUGAAGACGGUGGAGACUCGCUGGAGGCCUCUGCUGGCAGAGCUGCACCACUGCACCCUGGCUAUCCACGUCGCUUACAAGGACUGGGAAGGCUCGGAUUGGAAAGACAUCCUCACUCACACAGUGGGGAUGACCCCGCACCAGAUACAGGCGUUGGUGCAGGAGGGGGAGCGGUUCGGCAGAGGAGCAAUUGUCGGAUUAGUUGAUGUUGGCGAUACCUGGCAAUGCCCCAGUGGUGCAGACCCGGAGGAAGUGAAGGAGCUGGAGAAAAGAGCUAUUCUGCGCGGGCUGGAACAGAAGUAUCUCACCAACUUGUCCAAUCCAAGGUGGCUGCGGGAACCAAUACCAGCCAAAGGACACAAGGAUGUGUGGAUGGUGGACAUCCCUGAUGAACUGAUCCCCUGACCAUCUCUGGCAACAAGUGGCAUCUCGACUGAGAUGCGGUGGGGUGGGGGGAGAAACAUGUCAACAUCCUGCGCUGAGUUACUGGUUAUUAGUUUUUGGUUUAAUAUUGUCAGUGCAUUACAGAGUUUAGAGUCCAGUUUAUUAUUGUCGCUUAUACCGAGGUACAGUGAAAAGCUUUUAUCUAGCGUGCUGUCCAAACAGCCAAAAGACUAUACAUGAUUACAAUCACGCCGGCAACAGUGUACAGAUACAGGAUCAAGGGAAUAACGUUUAGAGCAAGAUAAAGUCCAGUAAAAUCCGAAUAAGGAUAGUCCGAGGGUCUCCAAUGCGGUAGAUAGUAGGUCAGGACCACUCUCUGAUUGGUGAUAGGAUGGUUCAGUUGCCUGAUAAAAGCUGGGACAAAACUUCCUGAAUCUGGAGGUGUGCGUUUCCGCACUUCUCAACCUCUUGUGUGAUGGGAGAGGGGAGAAGAGGGGGGGUGAGACUCGUCCUUGAUUAUGCUGGCGGCCUUGCCGAGGCAGCGUGAAUGGUAUUAUUUGUGGCGGAAUGCAUCAGAAUACUGUACUGGCACCUGCUAAGAGUUUAAAAACUAGACUUUCACAAUUUUGGGAAUUUUUAAUUUUACAAAAGGAUUAUAAACUUUUUUUUAAAUUCAAAUGUAUUCGUAAAAUUAGGCGUUCAGGACCUUAAACAGCUUCAGCAGCUCAUAGGACAAUGAUCUGCCAGUGUAUGGUAAUUGUCUCCAUUUAAAAGGAGACUCAAAAACAAGGAGACCUGGGGAUGUUUGUAAGCAAAUCUUUGAAAAUGCAGGAUUCGUUAGCAAGGCAUCCAAUAUAAUAUAUCCUAUUCUGGCUCUAUAAACAUAAGCAGAGAAUGUAAUCUCAACUGCAGAGCAUAUGCCAAUAAAACACUUUGUUGUGUC
Leucoraja erinaceus (little skate) is the source of this 1709-nucleotide messenger RNA. RefSeq lists its product as uncharacterized. The transcript is spliced from 3 exons. Lineage: Eukaryota; Metazoa; Chordata; Chondrichthyes; Rajiformes; Rajidae. Bases 326 to 787 code for a protein of 153 amino acids. The record is from RefSeq and is a predicted model, not a curated record.